Molecule: messenger RNA, 444 nt
Organism: Candidozyma pseudohaemuli
Lineage: Eukaryota; Fungi; Ascomycota; Pichiomycetes; Serinales; Metschnikowiaceae
Gene: RPL21A
Product: 60S ribosomal protein eL21
Exons: 1
Coding region: 1-444 (147 amino acids)
Biological process (GO): translation
Cellular component (GO): ribosome; cytosolic large ribosomal subunit
Molecular function (GO): structural constituent of ribosome
Source: RefSeq, a predicted model, not a curated record
AUGUUCCAACGUGACUUCAAGAAGCACGGAACUGAGCACUUGUCCACCUACUUGAAGGUCUACAAGGUCGGUGACAUUGUUGACAUCAAGGCUAACGGUUCUAUCCAGAAGGGUAUGCCACACAAGUACUACCACGGUAAGACUGGUAUCGUUUUCAACGUCACCAAGUCCUCCGUCGGUGUCAUCAUCAACAAGGUUGUUGGUAACAGAUACAUUGAGAAGAAGGUCAACUUGAGAAUCGAGCACGUUAAGCACUCUGCUUGUCGUACUGAGUUCUUGAACAGAGUCAAGGCUAACGCUGCUUUGAAGAGAGAGGCCAAGGCCAAGGGUGAGCAGGUUGACUUGAAGAGAAAGCCAGCUCAGCCAAGAGAGGCUAAGGUUGUCCAGAUCGGUGAGAACGUUCCUCAGACGCUCGCCCCUGUUCCUUACGAGACCUUCAUCUAA